AUGUUUUCUAGGCACACGUUUACAAAAUCUGGCUAUAAGAUGUUUCAAGUAAUGAGGUUUGCUGUUGAAGAGAUCAAUAACUCCACCACCCUGCUGCCCAAUGUUUCUCUGGGUUAUGACAUUUUUGAUCAUUGUUCUGACACUGAGAAUUUCCCUUCAGUCUUCAGUUUUAUCUCACAGAAUGGAUCAAUAAAACCUCAAGAAAAACUCAACAGCCAUCAACCUAAAGUCAUUGCUUUAAUAGGACCAUAUGGAAGCACAAGGGCCAUUUCGGUUGCGCCACUGGUCACAAUGGACCUUAUACCACUGGUUAAUUAUGGAGCUACUAGCUAUACAUUAAGUGAUCAACUUCAGUAUCCCUCUUUUAUCAGAACAAUCCCUAGCAACAAAGACUUGAUACAGAUGAUUAUUCACACCAUACAAUGGUUCGGAUGGAACUGGGUUGCUUUUCUUGGAGACCCAGACAGCGAAGAAGGCCUACAACUGUUUAGCAGUUAUAUCAGAAAUGCUGACAUUUGUUUGGCUUAUCAAGAGACUCUCAGACAAAAUUCAAACUACAGUCUAACACUUAAAAAUAUUCAUAAGCUCAACAUCAACGUAAUUGUGGUUUUCACUCUGUCACGAUAUGCCAAAAAUAUAAUCAAAGCGGCCAUAGACAACAACAUCCGAGACAAAGUUUGGAUAACAAGUGAAGCGUGGUCCAUGAAUGAGCAGCUUCUAAAAGAGCCAGGAAUCAAGAAUAUUGGUACAGUAAUUGGCAUGACGGAGAGAUUAUUAUCAUUGCCUGGAUUUAAUGAAUUCAUCUACGAAUUUAAAGCAACACCUAAGAUUAAUACUACUAAUAAUAAUGUUCAGAGUAAAAUCCAGACUAAGACAUGUAAUCAAGAUUGUGACAACUGCACAUCAUUGACUGCAGAAGACAUUAUCAAUGAAGAAUCCACAUUAUCCUUUCCCAUCUACGCUGCCAUAUAUACCACAGCUCAUGCAUUACAUAAAGUUCUGAAGUGCAACAUGAAUGAAUGCAGCAAAAAUACAACAGUUAAACCAUACAUGCUACUGGGAGAAAUGAAGAAGCUGGAUUUUCCACUCAUUGGACGUCAGGUGAAAUAUGAUGCUAAUGGUGAUUCGGCCAUCAGUUAUGCAGUUGUGCUUUGGCACACUGAAACAAAUCCUCCAUGGAUUGAGAUGGUGGGCACUUAUGACACAUAUCCACAAAAUAUUUUUACCAUCAACACCUCUCUCUUUCCCUGGCAUAGCAAUGUUUCUGUUCCUCUCUCAAGCUGCUCUGUUGAGUGUAAGAAGGGAUUUUCAAGGGAACGUGUGGGAUAUUACGAUUGCUGCUUUUUGUGUAAAAAAUGCCCACAAAACAGCUAUGUGAAUUAUUCUCCCCUGCCGAGGGAGGUUUUAACAAAAUUAGAGAUGGUGCUGGACCAGCAAUCCACCAUCCUCAGAUUCCUGCAGCUGCAGGAGGACAGGGGGCAUCUUUUGGAUAUUGAGGGAGGUUUGCUGCUCUUGUAA
This is a messenger RNA of Misgurnus anguillicaudatus (oriental weatherfish), 1518 nucleotides long. Lineage: Eukaryota; Metazoa; Chordata; Actinopteri; Cypriniformes; Cobitidae. The record is from RefSeq and is a predicted model, not a curated record.